UCGGAGCUGCCUCCUCGCCGAUGAUUCCAGCGCCUGACAGCCAGGACCCCAGGCAGCAGCGAGUGACAGGACGUCUGGACCGGCGCGCCGCUAGCAGCUCUGCCGGGCCGCGGCGGUGAUCGAUGGGGAGCGGCUGGAGCGGACCCAGCGAGUGAGGGCGCACAGCCGGGACGCCGAGGCGGCGGGCGGGAGACCCGCACCAGCGCAGCCGGCCCUCGGCGGGACGUGACGCAGCGCCUGGGGCGCGGGUUUGAUAUUUGACAAAUUGAUCUAAAAUGGCUGGGUUUUUAUCUGAAUAACUCACUGAUGCCAUCCCAGAAAGUCGGCACCAGAUGAAGAAAAUGAAUCACAAGUCAAGUGACAGUCCAAAGGCUCCACAGCUCAGAGGAGGUAAAUCAUGUGCUUAAUUCAGAACUUUUGGCUCCCAUCACUAUGCUCUUCCCACUGUCUUAACUCUGGUUCUCACCUGAGCCAUUGUGUUUCUUCUCAGGUAGAUCUUAGUUCUUCCUGAGAAGGUAUGAAGGUGGGUAUUCCACCCUACCUGAAUUAUAGGAAUUUCAGAUAUCUGUGAGCAGCUGCAAAGGGGAUUUUACUAGAUGACAUCCUGCUGGGCACACUUUACGCCAGUCCUGAAUGUGUAAUAGAAAUCUGCAGUUUAAUGAGUGUAUUUGAUAUAGUGUUUGCAACAAAUUCGGCCCAGGUGAUCAAAAUGAUUCUCAACUCUUCUACUGAAGAUGGUAUUAAAAGAAUCCAAGAUGAUUGUCCCAAAGCUGGAAGGCAUAAUUACAUAUUUGUCAUGAUUCCUACUUUAUACAGUAUCAUCUUUGUGGUGGGAAUAUUUGGAAACAGCUUGGUGGUGAUAGUCAUUUACUUUUAUAUGAAGCUGAAGACUGUGGCCAGUGUUUUUCUUUUGAAUUUAGCACUGGCUGACUUAUGCUUUUUACUGACUUUGCCACUAUGGGCUGUCUACACAGCUAUGGAAUACCGCUGGCCCUUUGGCAAUUACCUAUGUAAGAUUGCUUCAGCCAGCGUCAGUUUCAACCUGUACGCUAGUGUGUUUCUACUCACGUGUCUCAGCAUUGAUCGAUACCUGGCUAUUGUUCACCCAAUGAAGUCCCGCCUUCGACGCACAAUGCUUGUAGCGAAAGUCACCUGCAUCAUCAUUUGGCUGCUGGCAGGCUUGGCCAGUUUGCCAGCUAUAAUCCAUCGAAAUGUAUUUUUCAUUGAGAACACCAAUAUUACAGUUUGUGCUUUCCAUUAUGAGUCCCAAAAUUCAACCCUCCCGAUAGGGCUGGGCCUGACCAAAAAUAUACUGGGUUUCCUGUUUCCUUUUCUGAUCAUUCUUACAAGUUAUACUCUUAUUUGGAAGGCCCUAAAGAAGGCUUAUGAAAUUCAGAAGAACAAACCAAGAAAUGAUGAUAUUUUUAAGAUAAUUAUGGCAAUUGUGCUUUUCUUUUUCUUUUCCUGGAUUCCCCACCAAAUAUUCACUUUUCUGGAUGUAUUGAUUCAACUAGGCAUCAUACGUGACUGUAGAAUUGCAGAUAUUGUGGACACGGCCAUGCCUAUCACCAUUUGUAUAGCUUAUUUUAACAAUUGCCUGAAUCCUCUUUUUUAUGGCUUUCUGGGGAAAAAAUUUAAAAAAUAUUUUCUCCAGCUUCUAAAAUAUAUUCCCCCAAAAGCCAAAUCCCACUCAAACCUUUCAACAAAAAUGAGCACGCUUUCCUACCGCCCCUCAGAUAAUGUAAGCUCAUCCACCAAGAAGCCUGCACCGUGUUUUGAGGUUGAGUGACAUGUUCGAAACCUGUCCAUAAAGUAAUUUUGUGAAAGAAGGAGCAAGAGAACAUUCCUCUGCAGCACUUCACUACCAAAUGAGCAUUAGCUACUUUUCAGAAUUGAAGGAGAAAAUGCAUUAUGUGGACUGAACUGACUUUUCUAAAGCUCUGAACAAAAGCUUUUCCUUCCCUUUGCAACAAGACAAAGCAAAGCCACAUUUUGCAUUAGACAGAUGACGGCUGCUCGAAGAACAAUGUCAGAAACCCGAUGAAUGUGUUGAUUUGAGAAAUUUUACUGACAGAAAUGCAAUCUCCCUAGCCUGCUUUUGUCCUGUUAUUUUUUAUUUCCACAUAAAGGUAUUUAGAAUAUAUUAAAUUGUUAGAGGAGCAACAGGAGAUGAGAGUUCAAGAUUGUUCUGUCCAGUUUCCAAAGGGCAGUAAAGUUUUUGUGCCUGUUUUUAGCUAUUAGCAACUGUGCCACACUUGCACGUGGUACUGCACAUUUUGUACAAAGAUUUGCUAAGCAGGAGUCGUCAAGUUGCAGAUCUUUUUGUGAAAUUCAACCUGUGUCUUAUAGGUUUACACUGCCAAAACAAUGCCCGUAAGAUGGCUUAUUUGUAUAAUGGUGUUACUAAAGUCACAUAUAAAAGUUAAACUACUUGUAAAAGUGCUGCGCUGGUCCCAAGUAGUAGUGUCUUCCUAGUAUAUUAGUUUGAUUUAAUAUCUGAGAAGUGUAUAUAGUUUGUGGUAAAAAGAUUAUAUAUCAUAAAGUAUGCCUUCCUGUUUUAAAAAAGUAUAUAUUCUACACAUAUAUGUAUAUGUAUAUCUAUAUCUCUAAACUGCUGUUAAUUGAUUAAAAUCUGGCAAAGUUAUAUUUACUUUAAAAUAAAAUAAUUUUAUUGCAAUGUA
Molecule: messenger RNA, 2681 nt
Organism: Pan troglodytes (chimpanzee)
Lineage: Eukaryota; Metazoa; Chordata; Mammalia; Primates; Hominidae
Gene: AGTR1
Product: angiotensin II receptor type 1
Exons: 4
Coding region: 659-1789 (376 amino acids)
Biological process (GO): immune response; positive regulation of cytosolic calcium ion concentration; G protein-coupled receptor signaling pathway
Cellular component (GO): external side of plasma membrane; membrane
Molecular function (GO): C-C chemokine receptor activity; angiotensin type II receptor activity; C-C chemokine binding
Source: RefSeq, a predicted model, not a curated record